Lathyrus sativus (Indian pea) is the source of this 1113-nucleotide messenger RNA. NCBI's taxonomy places the organism in Eukaryota, Viridiplantae, Streptophyta, Magnoliopsida, Fabales, Fabaceae. The record is from the annotation of a GenBank genome assembly.
AUGGCUUCUCUUGGAAAUCCAAAAGCUUGGGUUCCAUACAUGAACAACAAAGAUUGUUCUCAAGGUUUUUGUAGCUUCUAUUGUCCACAAUGGUGUUAUGCAAUUUACCCUCCACCUCCACCUUCUCCCUUUGAAUUCCCUGAUGAUGAUUCAAGUUCAAAUUUCUCUCCUCUUGUUAUUGCAAUCAUUGGAAUCUUAGCAAGUGCUUUUCUUCUUGUCACUUACUACACCAUAAUCUCCAAAUACUGCGGCCGAAGAGGAUCAUCGUCACAAAGCGAAUCGCGCGAAACAAAUGAUGAACUCGAAGACAAUCAUCAUCAUAACCAUUCAAUCCAUGAACCAUGGCACCUUACAACAAAUGGCUUAGAUGAAGCUUUGAUCAAAUCAAUAACCGUUUGCAAGUACAAAAAGAAUGAUGGAUUGGUUGAUGUAACGGAUUGUUCUGUAUGUCUCAACGAGUUUCAAGACGAUGAAAGUAUUCGACUUUUACCUAAAUGCAGCCAUGCUUUUCAUCUUCCUUGUAUCGAUACAUGGCUCAAAUCUCACUCGAAUUGUCCUCUUUGCCGCGCUACCAUAUUCGCCUUCAAUGCUUCAAGUUCAAGUGCUGCAACACUUCAUUUAGCAGCACCGGUUAUUGAACAAUCUUCAAGGAAUGAAGUUUCUUUAGAAAAUCAACAACUGAAUGAAAUUGUAGAUGUUGAAAGAGACAGUGAAUUGCAUGAAGUGGAAGAAGUUCCAAUUCCAAAGAGUGAAUUUCGCGCUUUAAGCGAUUUAGGAAAUUCAAGAGGAAGGCAUAGUGUGAUUGAGAUUAGAGAUAAUGAAGAUUAUCAUGAAUCGAUUCGAAGAUCGGUAUCUAUGGAUCAUUCAUUUCAAGGUGUUCUUUCCGUUGUCGAUGAUGUUAAUGCUAUGCAUAUGAAUCAAGAACAAGAUUGUUCCCAAGUUGAAGGUUCAUCAAAGAGAGUAAGAGAUGAGAGUGAAAGUAGUAAGUGUAGUUAUAGAAGAAAGGUUUUGCAUUGUGUUUUGAGUCCAAUUGCAAUGAAGAGAUCAUUUUCAAGUGGAAGAUUUUUCCUUAGUAGAACUGGUAGAGGAAGGCUUGGAAUUUUGCAUGUUUGA